GCUCCAAAUUCUUCAACACCCACCUGCAUCAUGGCUUCCACACAGGCACCCAACAAUCCCGAUACCCUCGCCCACGUUCAAAAGUUCUGGGAAGCCAGGAAGCCUCGCAGCCCCGUCUACCAGUUUCUGCUUGACGACAUCAAGCUGAUCUAUGCUUCGAAAGGUGUCGUGCGAGCGCGGCUCUUGCUGACUAAGAACCACGUCAACACACACGGCGGCAUUCACGGGUCAGUGUCUGCUACACUCAUUGACUGGGUCGGCGGGAUUGCAAUUGCAGCAUGGGACAACCGCGACAAGGCUGGCGUGUCGACGGACAUUCACAUCUCAUAUGUGAGCUCAGCGAAGGACGGCGACUGGGUAGAGAUCGAGGGCAAGUGCGACAAGGUUGGAGGCACACUGGCGUUCACGACGGCUACGAUAUGGAAAGUCGUCGAUGACCAGCCAGGGCCUGUGGUUGCCACAGGAAGUCACACAAAGUUUGUGAAGGUUUAGGUGAGGGGUCACGCUGUCUUCUUUGAGGUCUCGUCCGCGCUCCAUGGAUGAUCGAACUCCACUCGGAUUGCGAAGAUUGACGGCGCCUGAACUGGACGCCUCUGUGAUAGCCGCUUGGCUCUGGGGUUUGAACGGUGAUAGCGCCUACAUCUACAAGGUACAAACAUAUCUCAAUGAAGGGCAUCUGCACUCAUCAAA
Macroventuria anomochaeta is the source of this 690-nucleotide messenger RNA. RefSeq names its product Thioesterase/thiol ester dehydrase-isomerase. Bases 31 to 492 code for a protein of 153 amino acids. The record is from RefSeq and is a predicted model, not a curated record. Gene Ontology annotation, molecular function: fatty acyl-CoA hydrolase activity. NCBI's taxonomy places the organism in Eukaryota, Fungi, Ascomycota, Dothideomycetes, Pleosporales, Didymellaceae. The transcript has a single exon.